Messenger RNA from Exophiala dermatitidis NIH/UT8656, 6929 nucleotides. RefSeq names its product F-box protein 8. The coding region runs from base 301 to 6369 and encodes 2022 amino acids. Lineage: Eukaryota; Fungi; Ascomycota; Eurotiomycetes; Chaetothyriales; Herpotrichiellaceae. Gene Ontology annotation, molecular function: guanyl-nucleotide exchange factor activity. Gene Ontology annotation, biological process: regulation of ARF protein signal transduction. The record is from RefSeq and is a predicted model, not a curated record. The transcript is spliced from 2 exons.
UGUGGUACGGAUCAAAUGAGAGGCAUAUGCAAAACCACGAGUCGCUUGGUUGAGCGUUUGAUCAACCGUAGCAGAUGUCAGCUACGCUUGUGACUGCUGCACUUGACCGGAGCACCCUGAGGCCUCCGCGGCCACGCUCGCUGGGACCCUUACGGAGAUCUGUACUAUUUAUCGGGGUGUCAAAGGUCUCCUGAACACCGCGAUCGCAACACGAGGGCAUUAGGCUGCUUAUUUCACGCGUCCUGCAGACAAUGAUCAUUCCUUGAACCUCCCCAGUCGUCAUUCUCAUUUGCCGGCACAAUGUCUGCCGCUGAGAGUGACUCGCCGGAGGGUGAGGUCAACCCGCAUCCCGAGGUGCAAUCUCGGGGUGCCUCUGACAGUGUCCGCGAGACUGAGCAGCAGGAAGAUCUCGCGGACAAACAGUCUCAUGAAGAGGUUUCAAGUCAUGGAGUGACAAUUACAGUCGAAGACGCCGAUGCCGACGAACCAGAGGAGGAGGCAGCAGAGGAUGGCGCAUCUCAGCGCGAGACUCCAGUGGUGACCGAGUCACACACGGAACCGGAAGGGACUCCUAUACCCCAGGAAGAGGCUGAGGACACUUCUGCGGAAACGGUGCCGACGAGCGACCAAGUUCAGCCUGAGGAACAGCAGCAGGACGAGGGUACUCCGGCUGCCAUCCCAGACAAAGUUGCGCCUGAAACGCGUCCAUCGCGGUCCGAUUCACGAUCCACGACGGUAUCUCGGCCGCCGCCAGUCAACUCCACGGUAUUCGUUGUCAGUGCUUUGGAAACAAUUGCAGCGGCCAAGGAGGUGCGCAAGAACAAGGAGUUUGCAGACGCUGUUCAAGCAGCCUUGUCAAAUAUCAAGAAUACGGAGCAGGCGGUGAAUCCGGAGAUAAUUUUUCGACCAUUACAGAUGGCCACGAAGUCCUUCAACGUUCCGCUGCAGGUCACGGCUCUGGACUGUAUAGGCAAGCUCAUAAGCUAUUCGUACUUUGCGUUCCCCGUUGUUGCUACAAACCAGCCUGGCGAGGAAAACACCCCACCUCUAAUCGAGAGGGCAAUCGAAGCCAUUUGCGAUUGCUUCGAAAAUGAAGCCACCCCGGUCGAAAUUCAACAACAGAUAAUCAAGUCAUUGCUGGCUGCUGUCCUAGAUGAUAAAAUCGUCGUCCAUGGCGCGGGGCUUCUCAAGGCUGUCCGCCAGAUCUACAACAUAUUCAUCUAUUCCAAAGCCAGCCAAAACCAACAAGUCGCACAGGGUUCCCUCCUUCAGAUGAUUGCUACUGUGUUUGAACGGGUCAGAGUGCGGCUGGAGCUCAAAGAGGCUCGUCUGAGGGAACAGACCGAGUCUAAGGUUGGGGAAGCCCUUGCCGGUGACGAGCUCGACCAUCCCGAAUUGAAUGGUCUGAAUGGGCAGACGGAGACUCCAGACCAAGAAACUCCCCCUGCUCUCCCGGAAGGGGCGUCGAGAAGUCAUGAGAAAUUGACCCUCCAGAGCUUUGAGAACAACAAGACUCUGGAUGACGCAGUCGUUGCUGAUAGUGCACCGACAACCGUCACCCGGGCAAGACGGGAUCGCAAGAACACUCGCUCUUCGACUGGUCCUGUGACCCGCGAUAGCUUGCAUGAAGACCACGAUGACUCUGGACUGUCCCCCGACGACGAAGACGACAUCUAUAUCAAGGACGCUUUCCUUGUUUUUCGCUCUUUAUGCAAACUGAGUCAGAAAGUCUUGUCCCACGACCAGCAGCAAGACCUUAAAAGCCAAAAUAUGCGUUCGAAGCUCCUUUCCCUCCACCUCAUCUAUCAUGUCCUUAACAACUAUACUAUUGUGUUCACAUCUUCAUUCUCGACAAUCAAGAGUGGGAACAACGAUGAAAGUACGCCUUUCCUACAGGUCGCCAAACCACAUUUGUGCCUGAGUCUGUCACGGAAUGCCGCCAGUUCGGUGCCCCGGGUGUAUGAAGUCUGCUGCGAGAUUUUUUGGUUUUGCCUCAAACAUCUGCGAGUAUUGUUGAAAAAGGAACUCGAGGUGUUCUUAAAGGAAAUCUACCUUGCGGUGUUGGAGCGGCGAAGCGCACCACCUUUCCAGAAGCAGAUGUUCCUGGACAUUCUUGAACGAUUAGCAGGGGAUCCCCGUGCCCUAGUUGAAAUUUAUCUGAACUACGACUGUGACCGGACUGCUUUGAAUAACAUGUACCAAGAAAUCAUCGAGCAUCUCGCCCGGAUUUGCAGCACUCCUGUGAUAGUCUCUCCGCAACAACAACAGCAAUACCAAGAGCAACAAGGCAAACAAGCUGUGCCAUCGAACGAAUGGCAUGCGAAGGGGGCAUUACUACCUGGAUUGUCCACAGCAAGCCUAAGCCAUCCUCCUCCACCUCCGUCCUCAAUACCUGUUGAAUAUACUCUCAAGCAGCAGUCGCUUCGCUGCCUAGUAGAGAUCCUCAGGUCUCUAGACAACUGGUCGAGCCAUGCUGCCCCAGACGGCCAAAAUGGCACUCGAUAUCCAGCCUCUAGAGAAUCAUUUGAGGAGUCGAGAGAAUCGCUUGACUAUAACGAAAAACCUCCCCCGUCACCUCGAGUGCCUGGUCAUGGCAGCGAAUCGGGCGUUUCAACGCCGGUGGCGGAAGACGACCCUAACGAAAUCGAAAAGAUCAGAGAGCGCAAGUCGGCUUUGAAGGAGGCGAUCAGACUGUUCAACUUCAAGCCCAAGCGGGGCAUCAAGGCGCUUCUUGCUGAAGGGUUCAUCCGCAGUAAUACGCCGCAGGAUAUUGCGAGGUUCCUCUAUGGGAACGAUCGGAUCGAUAAGACAGCCUUGGGAGAGUAUCUGGGCGAAGGCGACGAGCACAAUGUGGCCAUAAUGCACGCGUUUGUCGACAUGAUGGACUUCAGCAAACGUCGAUUUGUUGAUGCCUUGCGACAAUUUCUGCAAAGCUUCCGACUCCCUGGCGAAGCCCAAAAGAUUGAUCGUUUCAUGCUCAAGUUCGCCGAGCGUUACCUCAGUGGCAACCCGAACGCUUUCGCCAAUGCCGAUACUGCAUACGUCCUCGCAUACUCCGCGGUCAUGCUGAACACGGAUCAGCAUAGCACGAAGUUGAAAGGCGCAAGAAUGACCGUGGAAGAUUUCAUCAAGAACAACCGCGGAAUCAAUGAUGGCCAAGAUCUACCGGCAGAGUACCUGGCCAGCAUUUACGAGGACAUCGCGACAAACGAAAUUGUCCUAGCAUCUGAACGCGAGCAUGCGGCGGAACUAGGGCUCGUCCCCCAUCCAGCUUCGGCGGGCCUGGCGUCAAGAGCUGGUCAGGUUUUUGCCAAUGUUGGCCGAGAUCUACAGAAGGAAAAAUAUGCACAGGCCUCGGAAGAGAUGGCGAACAAGACCGAGCAGCUGUACCGCAGUCUUAUCAGGGCGCAGAAGCGUUCUGCUGUACGUGAGGCACUGUCCCGUUUUAUCCCAGCGACGUCCGUGAAGCACGUUGGACCGAUGUUCAACGUCACCUGGAUGUCUUUCUUGUCUGCAUUUUCGAGCCAGAUGCAAGAUGCCCAUAAUCUCGAUCUCAUCCGGCAAUGUCUAGAGGGCUUCCGGCUGGCAAUAAGGAUAGCAUGCAGGUUUGACCUGGAGACGCCUAGAGUUGCAUUUGUAACAGCUUUGGCAAAGUUUACAAACUUGGGCAAUCUCAAGGAGAUGAUCGCUAAGAACCUGGAGGCGUUAAAGGUGCUCAUCGAGGUCGCCUUGACAGAAGGCGACGGCUUGAAGAGCUCGUGGCGUGAAGUGCUUAUGUGCAUCAGUCAGCUCGACAGAUUACAGCUGCUGUCAACAGGGAUUGAUGAGGGUGCAAUUCCCGAUGUCACGCGUGCCAAUAUACCGACGCCUUCCAACAGCAGUAAGGACUCGACUCGAGGUCGGCGGUCCAUGCAAGCAGUCAAACGCCCUCGGCCACGGUCUUCUCACGGCUUUCGACCAGAAGUUGCGGAUGAGACAAAAUCCACUGACAUGAUUCGUGGCGUUGAUCGCAUCUUCACCAACACUUCGAAGCUAUCAUCCGAAGCCAUCAUUGAUUUCGUGCGGGCCCUGAGCGAGGUUAGCUGGCAGGAGAUCCAGUCUUCAGGGAACAGUGAGUCUCCUAGGACUUACAGUCUCCAGAAGAUUGUGGAAAUCAGCUACUACAAUAUGACGCGCGUGCGGAUAGAGUGGACGCGGAUUUGGGAAGUCCUGGGCGACCAUUUCAAUCAAGUUGGCUGCCACAACAAUACCGCGGUGGUUUUCUUUGCUCUCGACUCCUUACGCCAGCUAUCAAUGAGAUUCUUGGAGUUCGAAGAACUACCCGGUUUCAAGUUUCAAAAGGACUUCCUGAAACCCUUCGAGCAUGUCAUGGCGAAUAGCAAUGUGGUAUCGGUCAAGGACAUGGUACUGCGAUGUCUGAUACAGAUGAUCCAAGCCCGCGGAGACAACAUCAGAUCCGGUUGGAAGACGAUGUUUGGCGUCUUCUCUGUGGCUGCAAGGGAACAAUACGAGUCAAUCGUUAACAUCGCCUUUGACUAUACGAACCAGAUCUACAGCACUCGGUUCGGUGUAGUCAUAUCCCAGGGCUCUUUCCCCGACCUGAUUAUCUGCCUCACCGAGUUCUCCAAGAACCUCAAAUUCCAGAAAAAGUCUCUUCAAGCAAUUGAACUACUCAAAUCGACGGUUCCCAAGAUGCUGAAGACUCCCGAAUGUCCCCUGUCCAGACGUCAUAUCAAAGGGGCGGAUUCAGAAAGCUCCGGCAUUGUUUCAGGAGUCAAACAACCCACUUCGCAGACGGAAGAAGAGCAAUUCUGGUAUCCUGUCUUGAUAGCUUACCAGGACGUUCUGAUGACUGGUGAAGAUCUAGAAGUGCGUUCUCGGGCUCUGACUUACCUUUUCGAAACACUGAUCAGAUAUGGCGGCGACUUUCCGACGGACUUCUGGGAUGUCCUUUGGCGCCAACUUUUGUACCCUAUCUUUGUUGUCCUUCAAUCAAAGUCGGAAAUGUCCAAAGCUCCCAAUCACGAGGAAUUGUCCGUCUGGUUGUCGACAACGAUGAUCCAGGCACUCCGAAACAUGAUCACCUUGUUCACGCAUUACUUCGAGUCAUUGGAGCAUAUGCUCGACCGCUUUCUAGAUCUUCUGACGCUCUGCAUCUGCCAAGAGAAUGACACAAUAGCUCGGAUAGGGAGCAAUUGUCUUCAACAACUCAUCCUUCAAAAUGUCACCAAAUUCACGCCAGAACACUGGUCGAGGAUUGUGACGGCAUUUGUGGAACUCUUCAACCGGACAACAGCGUACGAACUGUUUUCUGCCGCUGCUACCAUGUCUGACGCGCGGCCCACUCCGGCCCAUGAUAGCUCUGACGGUCUUUCCAUCUCCGGGACCACUAUUGUAGAGACACCGACCACGAAUGGCGAUCAGCAUUAUGACCAGGAAGCACCUGCUCCCCUUGCGGAGUCGCAAGCGGAACCAACAGCAACAACCACAUCUGAAGUCUCUCAGCCUCAGAUGUCGCCAGAGCUGGAAGACUACCGCCCACACUCGGACAUGCAGGCCACUGCGCCUGUUGUGACGGCUGCACGGCGGCGAUUCUUCAAUAAAAUCAUUACCAACUGCGUACUGCAACUCUUAAUGAUCGAGACUGUGGCGGAACUCUUCUCGAACGACUCGGUGUACGCGCAGAUUCCUUCAUCUGAGCUACUGCGGCUGAUGGCGCUGCUGAAGAAGUCGUAUCAGUUUGCGAAGAAGUUCAAUGGAGACAAGGAACUCCGAAUGGCACUUUGGAGACAAGGUUUCAUGCGCCAACCACCGAAUCUGCUCAAGCAAGAGUCUGGGUCUGCCAAUACCUACGUCAGCAUAUUGCUUAGGAUGUACCACGACGAAGGAGAGGAGCGACGAUCGAGCAGAGACCAGACGGAAGGUGCCUUGAUUCCGUUGUGUGCCGACAUCAUCCGCUCCUUCAUCGUGCUUGACGAGGAAACCCAACAGCGCAACAUCGUCGCCUGGCGACCUGUUGUUAUUGACGUGCUGGAAGGAUACACCAACUUCCCCAAGGACAGUUUCGACAAACACAUUGAUGUCUUCUAUCCGCUGGCCGUUGGCUUGCUUGAGAAAGAAGUCAAUGCCGACCUGCGCGCAGCCCUGUGGGGAAUGUUCCGCCGCGUCGGCGAGGUCAAGUUCAACAUGCCUGAGUUGGUCGUCUCCUCGCGUGGCCGCGAUGAUAGCGUCAGCUCGACCACGAGGAACGCCAGCGUCGGUGGUGCCACGCCCACGAGUCCCGGUCAGUCGGGCCGUACAACGUUCGAUUAUGCCACGAGCAACAAUAGUAGGAGGAGCAGUAGGGUCAGUCGGACAGGCGUUGCUUGAUGAAAAGCGGGAGGAUCUCUGUGGCAGUCGCUCUAACCGGCCGGUGCUCUUGUUAUGCUUUGAGGGCGAAGGAAAAAGAACCAUUCAAUUCACCUACUCUUGGGACGUCCCCUCGACCACUGUUUGGCCUCGUUGGACUUUUGAGAGAGUUGGAAUGCGUCUUGUCGAUGUGCUGUGCGCGAAUGAUGAUACACAUUCCAUGAGCUACUUCACUACUACUUAUUAUUCAUUGUAGUAUUCAACAUUGGUAUAUACGUAUCGGUGUCAAUGGUCCCUGUGGAGGAAAAAUGAAGGAGGCCUAUUGCCUUUGUAGCUGGCGUUGGAACUGCUUGCUGGACUUCAAGGGAUCGAAUCUUCUACAGACCCAAUGUCUGUCUGGGCUUGCAGUGGUAUAGCACAGUACAAAUCAAAAUCCACAGUUGAUGAUUGUCAAGUCAAAUACAGCUGCCAGGCCCAUUCAUUCAUCCCUCCAUACUAGGUACAGUACUUUCAUCCAAGCUGUCCGGACCCUUUAUCUCCUCUUCUCCAUCUGUCUGACCCCCCUUGACCACACGAACUUG